Molecule: messenger RNA, 1487 nt
Organism: Labeo rohita (rohu)
Lineage: Eukaryota; Metazoa; Chordata; Actinopteri; Cypriniformes; Cyprinidae
Product: ER membrane protein complex subunit 3-like
Exons: 8
Coding region: 352-1113 (253 amino acids)
Biological process (GO): protein folding in endoplasmic reticulum
Cellular component (GO): EMC complex; membrane
Source: RefSeq, a predicted model, not a curated record
CCCUAUGUUAUGUUACUAUUACUUUUGUUUAUUAUUGUCUUUGAUGUCACUUAUAUGUUUGUUUGUUCCUUGUUCUAAAAACGGAAUCGAUUCAACCGUUUCAUUUAAUAGAUUCGACUCAGUAGAACGAGUCCUUCACGAAUCGGACCUCGCUACUAGUUCAAAGGUCAAAAAGCAGCUGUGCAUAUGGCGCAUGUUCAUGCUGUGAUGUGCCGCUACCGCCGCAUAAAAGUGCAGUAGUUUUACCGUAGUUUGUCUUGUCGUCGUGUUGUAAUUUGAGUGUUAUAAUAAACUUUGUCAGUGUCAGUGUUGUGAGUUUAGAGAGUUGUAAAAGACAGUUUUAGUGCAGGAAUGGCAGGUCCAGAGCUGCUGCUCGACUCCAGUAUUCGCCUGUGGGUUGUUUUGCCCAUAGUCUUCAUCACCUUCAUCGUCGGAGUGUUGCGGCAUUACGUCACUCAACUCCUUCAUAACGACAAGAAGGUGGAUCUGCAGCAGGUGUCUGACAGUCAGGUGUUGCUGCGCAGCCGCAUCCUGAGAGAAAAUGGAAAAUAUAUUCCCAAACAGUCAUUUGCCAUGCGAAAACACUAUUUCAACAACCCUGAGACUGGAUUCUUCAAGGUGGUCAAAAGAAAGGUGAUCCCCAAAAACCCCAUGACCGACACCAGCAUGCUGACGGACAUGAUGAAAGGGAACCUGACCAAUGUGCUGCCAAUGAUUCUGAUUGGAGGAUGGAUCAACUGGGCCUUUUCUGGAUUUGUCACAACUAAAGUUCCGUUUCCUCUGACUCUGAGAUUCAAGCCCAUGUUACAGAGAGGGAUUGAGCUGAUCUCUCUGGAUGCGUCCUGGGUCAGUUCAGCGUCAUGGUAUUUUCUCAAUGUGUUUGGGCUCAGGAGCAUGUACACACUCAUCCUUGGACAAGACAACGCUGCUGAUCAGUCGAGGAUUAUGCAGGAUCAAAUGACGGGAGCCGCGAUGGCGAUGCCUCCUGAUCCUAAUAAGGCAUUCAAGAGCGAGUGGGAAGCUCUGGAGAUUGUGGAGCACAAAUGGGCCCUGGAGAACGUAGAGGAGGAACUCAUGUGUCAGGAUCUGAACUUCAGGGGACUCUUUAGCUAAGAACUACAGUAGAAACAGCACUGAUUGCAAACUACGUUUUAAUAUGAACCAGUGCUGAUGUGAUUUCGUAAGAUGAUUCAGAUGUUGGUGCUGGUUGACUGCGUUGAUCCUGAUCGUGUUUACUUUGUUUUGAAUGAAUGUGAAUGUCCUGCAAAGCAUCUAAAAUACAUUUCUGACAUGUUUUUGUGAGCUGUGAGUGUUGCACAUCAACAUUUAAUUUGUUGUAAGCACAGUUCAGAUCUAAAUGAAGUAUUAAUAUACAGAAUUUCUCAUGUCUUAAUGGUAUUUAUGUGUGAAGUGAUUUUUUUGGGUUAGUUCGGUUGUUAAAAUGUCAGUUUGGAUUUCAUCUUUGAUUAAACGGACUCUAUUUGGCA